GAGCGGGGAGCGGAGGCGGCGGGCCAGGCGCGGGGGGUCCCCACCAUGGAGAUCGAGAAGGAGUUCCACCAGCUCGACCAGGCCGCCAGCUGGGCCCUCAUCUACCAGGUGUAGAGGAUGUACAUGAUUAUUGAAAAGCCUUUCUGCAAGAAGUCUAAAACUGUCGCUGUACAAGGUAGUAAGAAAUAGUUCCUAUCCAACAGGCUCUUGCCGUCUAAUUCAAAGACAAAGUCCAUGAAGUGCUGGUUUGAAUUGGAGAGAUGCUUCACCGGCAACUGAUGAUUCAAAGCUUUGAAGGAGAUAUCAGGCAUGAAGCCAGUGACUUUCCAUGUAAAGUGGCCAAACAUCCCAGAAACAAAAACCGAAAUAGGUACAGAGAUGUCAGCCCCUUUGACCACAGUCGAAUUAAGCUAACCAAAGGUGACAAUGACUAUAUCAAUGCCAGCUUGAUAAAAAUGGAAGAGGCCCAAAGGAGCUACAUCCUUACCCAGGGUCCUCUGCCAAAUACUUGUGGUCACUUUUGGGAGAUGGUUUGGGAACAGAAAAGCCGUGGUGUCGUCAUGCUCAACAGAGUGAUGGAAAAAGGAUCAAUAAAAUGUGCACAGUACUGGCCACAGAAAGAGGAGAAAGAAAUGCUCUUUGAGGAUACGAACUUGAAGUUAACCUUGAUUUCUGAAGAUGUAAAAUCAUAUUACACAGUACGACAGCUAGAAUUGGAAAACCUUACUGCACAGGAAACUAGAGAAAUUCUGCACUUUCACUAUACCACAUGGCCUGACUUUGGAGUCCCAGAAUCUCCUGCUUCGUUCCUCAACUUCCUGUUCAAAGUGAGAGAGUCUGGCUCACUGAGUCCUGAGCACGGACCCAUUGUGGUGCAUUGCAGUGCAGGAAUUGGAAGAUCGGGAACUUUUUGUUUGGUUGAUACAUGUCUUCUACUGAUGGACGAAAGGAAAGAUCCUUCUUCUGUGGACAUUAAGCAAGUUCUCUUAGAAAUGAGAAAGUACAGAAUGGGGCUUAUACAGACAGCAGAUCAACUUCGUUUCUCUUACUUGGCUGUUAUUGAAGGAGCAAAAUUUAUUAUGGGAGAUGCCUCGGUGCAGGAGCAGUGGAAAGAGCUUUCCAAUGAAGACCUAGACCCUCCACCAGAACAUACUCCCCCACCCCCGAGGCCACCAAAGCGAACAUCAGAAAUGCACAAUGGGCGGAUGCACGAACACACAGAGUUUUUCCCUAAGCACCCUGUGGUAGAGGAAGAGAUCAGAUGUGCAGUCAGCACUGUGGAGGAAAUGGUACCUGAUGGCUCAUCUGUGCAGCUGGGUACAGACAGCACUAGUCAAGACACUGAACUGAGGAGGAGAACUGUUGGUGAAAAUCUGUGUGCCUCGCCCCACAAAGAGGAGCCAGUAAAGUCAGAAAACAUAGAAGAGGAUGAUGAGAACAUGAUGACAACCUGGAAGCCAUUUCUAGUGAAUAUCUGUAUGUUCACUGUCCUCACAGCAGGAGCUUACCUCUGUUACAGGGUAUGUUUUCAUUGAUGGACAUGUCAGCAAGAUUGAGUAUACAGAGAACAACAACAAUUUGACCAGUGUGUAAUCCGAUUCUAUGAAAGAAAUCUAAUUGAGGCAUCUGAGCCUUGUCUCAGUGGAAAUAUACCUUAGGUUGAAAGGCUGGAACUUUUGGUUAGGGCUUAGAGAGAAUUGAUGCACUAGGGUUUAAUUUAGCCCUGUGGUCCCAAGAACAUAAUAUUCUAAUCUCAGGGCCUUAAAAUAUUCAGGAGUAAGCAGAGAAAAUGCCAAAUAAGUCUCUUCUUUUUUUCUUUUUUUUUUUUGGUCUUUUUUUUUUUUUUCUGGAAUAAUAGAAUUACAACACAUUGUUGUUUUUAGCCUUUUUUAAAAGCCGGUUCUUUUUCUUUGUGUUACUUCAGAAAGAAACUAGACGCAAGUGAAACUUGCUUGUACUCUCCAAGUGUUGUAACCAAAUACAUGAUUUAUAUUAUUACUGAGUUCCCAAAAAGAGAGAGAAUCCACAUAUCUGAAGAAUGUAAACUUUUUGGAAGGGGAGGGCUCUUUUUUGUCUCACUUCAUCUAUUAAAGACUCAGUUGUGGGCAGUGCCUGUGGUAUUGAUAUAUUUAAUCAUGGCAUAACUGUUCUUAACUAGCUUCUUGUUUUACAAUCAAUAAAAACAGGCUUCUGCAUUUGCUCAGGGUAUCCCAACAUGUCAAACAUUGUGUUGUUU
Dermochelys coriacea (leatherback sea turtle) is the source of this 2236-nucleotide messenger RNA. RefSeq names its product protein tyrosine phosphatase non-receptor type 1 (gene PTPN1). Gene Ontology annotation, biological process: protein dephosphorylation. The transcript has 11 exons. Gene Ontology annotation, molecular function: protein tyrosine phosphatase activity. Lineage: Eukaryota; Metazoa; Chordata; Testudines; Dermochelyidae. The record is from RefSeq and is a predicted model, not a curated record. The coding region runs from base 261 to 1535 and encodes 424 amino acids.